Phycodurus eques (leafy seadragon) is the source of this 2108-nucleotide messenger RNA. RefSeq names its product lymphocyte cytosolic protein 1 (L-plastin) (gene lcp1). Gene Ontology annotation, biological process: actin filament network formation; actin filament bundle assembly. Gene Ontology annotation, cellular component: actin filament; cytoplasm; actin filament bundle. The transcript is spliced from 15 exons. Lineage: Eukaryota; Metazoa; Chordata; Actinopteri; Syngnathiformes; Syngnathidae. The record is from RefSeq and is a predicted model, not a curated record. Bases 112 to 1977 code for a protein of 621 amino acids. Gene Ontology annotation, molecular function: calcium ion binding; actin filament binding.
ACUUCCUUCCUUGAUGAGCGGUCGCACACUCUCGAGCACGCAGCAGCAGACCGGUCGCUCUCGUCGCCAUCUUCAGCUCGUCCUCGUCGCCUCAACGCUCAGCACUCCGACAUGGACGCCACGGCAAGCAUCCCCCCAGAGGAGCUGGAGGACCUGAAAGAGGCCUUCGCUAAGAUCGACAUCGACGGCAACGGCUUCAUCAGCAAAGGAGAACUCAAUGAGCUCUUUCGGACCGCCAACCUGGCUCUGCCAGGUUUUAGGGUCCGAGAGAUAGUCGAGGAGCUGACCAAGACCAGCGAGCAGCUCACCUUCCAGCAGUUCACGCAGAUCGUUCACAGUCUGAAGAGCACCGAGGUGGCCAAGACCUUCCGGAAGGCCAUCAACAAGAAGGAGGGCAUCAGAAACGUGGCCGGAACCUCAGAGCAGGCUGGAACGCAGCACUCGUACUCUGAGGAGGAGAAGGUGGCAUUUGUGAACUGGAUCAACAAAGCUCUGGAGAAGGACCCGGACUGCAAACACAUCCUGCCUGCCGAUCCAGACACUGACGAGCUCUUCAAGGCCGUUGGAGACGGCAUUCUUCUCUGUAAGAUGAUCAACCUGUCCGUGGAUGACACCAUCGACGAGAGGACCAUCAACAAGAAGAAGCUGACCCCAUUCACCAUCCAGGAGAAUCUCAACCUGGCCCUCAACUCGGCCUCGGCCAUCGGCUGCCACGUGGUCAACAUUGGAGCCGAGGACCUGAAAGAGGGCCGGCAGCACCUGGUCCUCGGUCUGCUCUGGCAGAUCAUCAAGAUCGGACUGUUCGCAGACAUUGAGCUCAGCAGGAACGAAGCUCUGAUUGCUCUGCUGAGAGAUGGUGAGAGUCUGGAGGAUUUGAUGAAGUUGUCACCUGAGGAGCUGCUGCUUCGCUGGGCCAACUUUCACCUGACGGAGGCCAACGCCCCCCACAUCAACAACUUCAGCUCAGAUAUCAAGGACUCGCGUGCAUACUACAAGCUGCUGAGUCAGGUCUCACCCAAAGGGGAUGAUGAAGGGAUCCCACCGAUCGCCAUCGAUGUGUCAGGACUCACAGAGCAAAACGAGGUACGGCGCGCAGAGCUGAUGCUGGAGCAGGCAGAGAAGCUGGGCUGUCGUCAGUUUGUCACGGCGACCGACGUGGUCCGCGGGAACCCCAAACUCAACCUGGCCUUCGUGGCAAACCUCUUCAAUAAAUACCCUGCCCUCAAGAAACCUGAAAACCAGGACAUAGACUGGAGCUCCAUUGAAGGCGAAACCAGAGAAGAACGGACCUUCAGGAACUGGAUCAACUCUUUGGGAGUCAACCCUCGUGUCAAUCAUCUCUAUGCUGACAUGGAGGACGCCCUGGUCAUCUUCCAGCUGUACGAGAAGAUCAAGGUGCCCGUGGACUGGGAGCGAGUCAACAAGCCACCAUACCCCAAACUGGGCAGCAACAUGAAGAAGCUGGAGAACUGCAACUAUGCGGUGGAGCUGGGCAAGAAGGAGGCCAAGUUCUCCCUGGUGGGCAUCGCUGGCCAGGACCUGCACGCUGGGAAUCGGACCCUCACCCUGGCGCUGCUCUGGCAGCUCAUGCGGAGGUACACGCUGAACAUCCUGGAGGAGCUUGGUGACGGACAGAAAGUCAAUGACGACACCAUCGUGGCGUGGACCAAUCAAACGCUCGCGCAAGCCGGGAAACCGUCAUCCAUCUCCAGUUUUAAGGACGGCUCCAUCAGCAGCAGCAUGCCGGUUCUGGACCUGAUUGACUCCAUCCAGCCCGGAUCGGUUCGAUACGACCUGCUCAAGACGGGCGACCUGACCCAAGAGGAAAAGCUCAACAACGCCAAGUACGCCAUUUCCACGGCGAGGAAGAUUGGCGCUCGGGUGUACGCGCUGCCCGAGGACUUGGUGGAGGUCAAACCCAAGAUGGUGAUGACCGUGUUCGCCUGUCUGAUGGCGCGUGCCAUGAAGCGGGCCUGACUCAUUCCCCACGCUAACAAAACAGACGAUGACUGAUGAUGUCAUACAAGUCCAAAAACAAGUUGAGAGGACCAAAGAAUAAGAACUUUUUUUUUAACCUAAUUAAAUAAAAGUGAUCAUUCACUACUGCA